Messenger RNA from Haemonchus placei, 1770 nucleotides. NCBI's taxonomy places the organism in Eukaryota, Metazoa, Nematoda, Chromadorea, Rhabditida, Trichostrongylidae. The record is from the annotation of a GenBank genome assembly.
AACAAACCGACUGUACUUGAUCUUCGUCAUGUACGUGAAGUUCAAACGUUGGAUUUCAAAUUAUCGGCAAUUCAAAUAGGAGACAAAUGGAAACGAGAUAGGGAAAUCCAAAAUUUUGACCCACUGAAAAUUCUUGUCAUCUCCCAUGGGACUCAGUUCACACUCAAGGAAUGGACACUGCUGUUUGAAUCAGCUGAGGCAUGUCGUCUUUGGUGUCAAGGUGUCCACAAUUUGAUGCUUGAUACAAGGGAUCGGUUUAUUUCCAGUCAUACAGCCCGUAUCGACCGCUUUAUUGCCAAACAUUUUUACAACCUGGUAACUCCAGGGACUGAAUUUGUAGCGAGAAAGCAUAUGAAACCAUUCGUGCAGACCUCUCUUCAGUACAAAGUCUCGUCAAGACAGCUGCAAGAAGUCACCGAGGAUCAGAUGAACUUGUUACAAUUUUCUCAGGCUACCAGGAAUUUUAUACACUCACCAGCGUUUUGUGAUUUCCUGUUUUCUCGCGAAAAUUCAUUAUGGGAUUCGAUGAACGAUAAAGUCAUUCAAGAUAUGACAAGGCCACUCUCACAUUACUGGAUUGCCAGCAGUCACAAUACGUAUCUUACUGGUGAUCAACUACGUUCAGAGUCUUCCCUGGAUUCCUAUGCUCAAGCGUUAUUGAUGGGAUGUCGGUGUAUUGAAUUGGACUGCUGGGAUGGCCAACGUAAAGCGAAUUCGCAGGAGUUCCUCGAUAUUGUCAUUUACCAUGGCUAUACGAUGACAUCUAAGUUGCUCCUCCGCGAUGUACUUAGCGUCAUCAAGCACUACGCUUUCAUAACCAGCGUGUAUCCGGUCAUACUUUCCAUUGAGGACAACUGUUCGGUGCCGGCCCAACGAUUACUGGCCCAGGAAAUCAAGGAGAUUCUCGGCGAUGAUCUGCUGGUUCAACCGAUUAAUGCCUCAGAAACACAGUUGCCUUCUCCAGCAGCACUUAAGAAGAAGAUCAUCCUCAAGCAUAAGAAGUUACCGAUAGAAAAUGAAGAUCUGGCCACUUUUGUCACCAGCACAGAUGAGUUCCAAGAUACUGAUAUUCUGUCUCGAGAAUGUAUCAAAAAAGGUGUUCUCUCGCUGAAAGAUGGAGUUCGACACGAAUGGUUGCCCCAUGUCUUCGUGCUAUUUCCUGAUAGAAUUUGCUAUUUACUUGAGUCAUGCGAUGAUUCACCUAUGAAGGAUGACAAAGAUGAUACCAUAAGUAUAAUGGGAGACGAUGAGAAAGAGGACGAACCGUUUGCUGGAUUCGGUAUUCGACCCGAGGAGCAGCACAUCACGGAAGAAUGGUUUCAUGGGCAUUGUGAACGCGAUGAAGCGAAAGAGCGAAUAUUACAGCAUAAAGCAAAGGGAAACGGGUUGUUUAUGGUCAGAGAUUCAAAUCUUUUUAUUGGUGAUUAUUCACUGACAAUUCUUCAUGACGAGAAAGUUCAUCAUGUACGAAUCAAGACAAGAAUUGUUGAUAAAGAGAAGAAGUACUACUUUAUGGAAAAUAAAAUUUGCGACACGCUGUACGAGCUGGUAUCGUACUAUACUCGUAACUAUCUCACCACUCCAACGUUCAAAAUGAUUCUCACCACUCCAUGUCCUCAACCGCAACCUCAUCUUAAUCAGCCGUGGUUUUGGCCGACAGCUGACAAAGCGAAAGCAGAAGCCCUUCUGAGUCAAGUACCAGAAGAUGGGGCAUUUCUGCUGAGAUACUCGAGUACUGACAAAAGCGUCUUCGUCUUGUCAAUCAGGUGA